GCGCUUACGAAUGUCACGUGACUUCCCUUGGAGACGCUUCAACGCCUUGUUGAUAGUUGCAUCGAAUACAUGGUUGAUGUUCAUUUGUCGGCCAAGAAGCGAAUCUCGACCAUUUUUGUCAAGGUACCUCUCUUCCUAAGCCAGGAGUGAUGUGGACUGGAGAGAAUACCUAAUGCCUUCUUUUAAUCCGUUGCCGAAAGCUGCACAGUCGGCGGUUGGCAAACUUACUUACACUUUUGCGCCAUCUCCUCUGAAGGCUAAAACGCACAUUCCAGCGUUGCCGACAAUUCCACCGCCAGUUAGCACAAUAACGCAGUCAUAUCGACCCAAGGUUCCCGUCAAAUUAGCCACAGUAAGCUUAGUUGGAAGGUGAGUUAUACGGUUGUCUUGUUGUAUUGUGUUUAAUCUUCGAUCGCGAAACUUUGGCUGCGUUUCAACGAAUUUGAACACUGUCUAAAUUGAUUCUUUGUAGAAGAGAUCACUCCAAGAAUGCUCCGAGUGUGUUGACUGAGGAAAAGGAAGACGAAACUUUUGCAAGUAAGAGAUGAAACCAUGACAGUAUUUUAGUAAUGACACUAAUUUUUGAGAAUUAUUCAUUAAUACAACUUUUUUCAAGAUGCAUAUAAUGAAUCUUACAUAAAUUAUUCCUUGUUUGUUUGUUUUAAUCUCUUUUAUUUUACAUCCCUUAGUCAGAUACUUUAAAUUAAUCAUUGACAUUGCUUUCCUUAGAGUACUUUGAACCUAUGAUAAAUUGUUAUUGUUUGUUUAUUUGUUUGUUUAUUUUGGAUUCCAACACUACAUUGGAUAAACAGAUCUUUGAAUGUAAUUUUUUGUUCAUUCAGAUAGAUGAAAAACAUCUCUAGGGUUUUUAUGAACAAUUAUAAGAUAUAAAUUUAGAUGCUCAGAUUACUGGAGAGCCUUAGGUACAGAAAAAAUCUAUUGGUUGCAAUAUUGUUAAUAAAACUUCUUGCAUCGCAGUGUGCUCGUAUAUCUACCAAAAAAUUAGGGAAAUCAAGUUAAUACUUUCUUCAUUAAAAAAAUUCGAUUUCCUAUUACGGAAUGGCUUUAUUUUUAUUGUUUGUUGUAAUUCUUGUUCUUCAGAUAUAGCAACCUCACCUUGUCAAACAAAUUUGAGUGGGUAGAGGGUGGGAAACUAAUCUGAAGUAAAAUGUCUCUCAUUUGACAUUUGCAGAGGUUAGCAUCUUAUCUGUGUUUGGAAAAAUGUUUCUUUAUCUGACUAGAGUUGAUUUUGGCUUCAUACCAGGUCUUGAGGAAUGCUUGCAGUCUCGUCCUCCACUGCAACUGGAUCUGACAGGUCCUAAGCCUACAAGUUAUGACCCACCUAUAAGUCUACCAUGGGAAACUUCAUCACCAUGUUAUACGAUGAGACCCAAAACACAGCCAGAGAGAGGUAUAAAUAACCGUUCAGUUUUUGUACACUUCUCAAGGGCUGCCACAAGUGAAUGACUGUGAUUAAAUUUUGGCAAUUAUUUUUGUUUUGCUCCAUUUGUGCAGAUAGAGGAGGUGACAGAGUAGCUUGGAGCAAACAGUGGAUUGCCAGUCCAGAUAUCUGGACAUUUAGAGCAAACUUUGAUAGCAGGGUAAGAAUCAGAAUAGUACAUGUGCAACGGAAAAACUGGUUACAAACAGGCGCCUUAGCUGAUUUUACUGAAUUAUGAAACACUGAGAAUAAAUUUAUUUUGAACAGAUUCCCAACCCAUUAUGCCAGAUUUUUUUUAUGCUAAGUGAGAAAUAGCUAUUUUGAGAAAAUAAUUCCAUCCAAAAAUUCAUAUAUUUGGAUUAGGAAGUCACAUUGGUAACAGCAUAUCAGGAAGUUUGGUUCAAACAGUUAUUGAAACGAACAAGUUUACUUGUUGUUGGAGCCAUGUAGUAUUUUAGUGCUAUUGCACUGAAGCCUAUUCUAUAAUACAAUAAACUGCUAACAAAAAAAAAAACAGAAGGACUACCUCAUACAUACUAAUGAGGCAGAUUUCUCAAGCUUAUGCUCACACAUGCAAUUUUUUGAUGUGCACUAUUUUUUAUUUGCAAUUGCAUGCACUUUUGGUACAUUCUAUUCGCAUUUUUUGUUUAACAUAUAUUCAGGCAGUACUGUAUAUGGGUCAAAACAUGAUAUCCUAGCAGAGACCAAGGCCUAUAAGUUUAAUUUUCUGUAUAAAAGUCUUUUAAAUAGCUAAUUAUUCAGGGGACCAUAAAUCUGCAGUGCAUGACAUUACUCAAGAAAAAUUGCAAUGGUAAAAAUGCUAAAUUAAUGGUCAUGGAAAUCAAAAUUUCAUUUUCAUGAAGUUUGGAGAGUAAGCAAGUAAAGCACUUUUUAUGUUACUCAGACAUACACUUAAAAACAAUUUAAUGGUUUAAGGACACUAGCUAUGCUGGAAGAGUUAAAUGAUCAGUUAAAUUUGAAUUGGUGGUGAAUUUUUUUUUUUUUUUGAUCCAUAACAGUAUACCUGGCCAUCUCCUGCUCAUUACACCUCUAGAAAUACUGUGGGAAGUCCACAGUUUGUUCUAUCCCAGUCACCUUCACAUACAUUCGGAAAAAGAAGGGAAUUCUCUAUAUCCAAGAAAGGUGAGAUCUCUUACUUUGUGCAUGUGCAUCUGAUGCUAAUUGCAAGAGGGACUUUCAUUGGUUCCAAGUUCAUGCAUAUACUCUCUGUGUUAAGACAUAAGUGGAUAUAUCAGACCUCAAUUUUCAAUUCUCCAUCUUCUUUUUUGGAAAGUGACUCUAAAAUAAAAGAACCUUACAUUGUGUGUUGUGGCAAGGAAAAACCUUUUGCAGGUUCUACAUUGACUUACAUGUAAGCUCUUGUAAGGGUAUAAAACAUCUGUGAAAAACCACUUGCUGGAUAAACAAGGUUUGACUCACAAGCCCUUUAACUCCCAGAAGUGAUUAACAUGUAGCUUCUCCCUAGAGUAUCCAUACAUUAUCUAGCAAACAGGUAGUGAGAAUACUCAAACUUACCAGGUACAAGAUAUUAUCUUGAUGAAACACCAAAUUCUCAUAACCAAUUUGCAAGGAAAUGUGUAGUAGCUAAAGGGGAGGAUUAAUAAUCAGAUCUUAGGAUUAAUAAGUUUAAUAACCCUUUUUAACAAGGGUUAAUAAGUUUGACACCUCUACUGAACAGGUUCAGAAGAUGAACCAGCCCCAAACCAAUACAACCACAACAAAGCAAAGGAGAAGUUGUUGAAUAAAUCACCAUCCUAUUCAAUUCAGCAAGGUAGACGAGGUGGAACAGUGUUUUGGAUGGCAAGAGGUCGGUUCAUUUUUCUUUUUCUUUUGAUCCCCUUAGCUGCUUUGUCAAAUGAAUAAAAUAUAUGUAUGUUAUCAUUUGACCUGACUGACCAACUGACUGCCUUCUACACCAAGUGACUGGCUAUGUUACUGGUUUACUGACUGACUGAUUGACUAACCAAUCAAUCUGGCUGUCUGACUAACCUAACCAAGAAUCGACCGUUAGUAGAACAGAAUGACAAACCGAAUGAUUGACUGAAUAACCAGCAGACCAGUUGGCUGACUGAUUGACUCACUGACUUGGAGGUUUAAUCAAUGGUCUGUUGAAAGCUUUGUUUACUGUACUUGUGUUGCAGUAUUUGUUUUUGUUUUGAAUAAUCUUGGACCAAAGAGUUUAUGUGUACCUUGCUUUGGUAUAAUUUUUCUUCACCAGAGCCUGUUCCAGGUCCUGGGUCAUACAAUCCUCAUGUGUAUCGCACAAGUUCUAAGCGCUGUGCCCCAGCCUUCACAAUGUCAAGGACACCCAGAGAGAUUGGAAUCACUCAAAACUGUACCUUUUGAGGGAAAGAAUGUCUGAAUGAUUUCGUGGACACUACUGGAUCAACAGCACCUUUCCUCUUCAAGGGACGCUACUUUUUCACCACCAAGACAUCGUUCAUUUGGCAUUCAGCAAGUUAAAGGCUUGGCUUUUGAUAUAAGACGUGGGGUCGCUGUACAUUUGUUGUUGAUGCAGUGUGCCUUGUGUUUCAGUAUCUCAAUCUCUACAUUCUUGAAUAAUCAUGAUAUUGGCGUGACAAUCCAUAUCAUGUGAAAAAAAUUCAGUGUGUUGUCAGCUUUUCUCGACCAUUUUAAUACAGAAACUAUAUUUUCAUAGGUGUGUGCAGAGUGUAUUUAAAAUUUUUCAUGGGUAAUUAUACUCAAAACGGGUGUCAAAUACAGAUUAUUAACGUGCAAUGGAGGCUAAUAAAUUUUAUAACUAAUUUUGUACAGAAUUUGAAUGAUUAGACGCUUUUUAAAAACAUAAUUUUGAAAUAAAGAUAACAAACGCUAAGAAGUCGAAUUUCUAACUUGUUAAACUACAGUGAUUCAAGUCUUGAGUGUUUAUUUAAAAUGAUACUGACUUGUGUAUCUGCAUUCUUUAUUUAAAUGCGUCAGAUUUUCCGAUGAUUCCCGAAUGUAUCUCGACCACUUCGUUUAUUUCCGGAAAUCGAAUUACAGCUUCUAAAAGGUGGUAAAUUUAACUAAAGUAUGUGUUUUACAACUUCUUCGUAAAAAAGAUGGUUGUAAAAAGGACAAUAUUUGUGCAUUUACUAAAUGUGAAAGACAAAUAUUACUUUAGUCAUGUACAAAACAAAUUGUACAGAUCAAUCAUCGUUAUUUCCACAGCUUUUCUGCAAAGGCUCAUUGGUCUUCAUCGAAAAAUAGAAUGAGAAAAUUCACAAAGACGGGCAGUUUUUUUUCUCCUUUGCUUUUUUUUUUUUUUCACUCGCGAGCUGUUGCUUGGUGUAACACCAACGCUUUGUCUUUAGAUUCUUCAUGUAUUGUGCUUCGCGGCUUUUCUGGAGAUUAAAAAAAAAGGUCCCGGUUCCUUCCUUUGCAUCUGAUAACAGUUUUCUAAGCCAAGCUGCUGUCGAUGCACUUAUGGGUGAAAAAGUUUCGACCUUUUCGAGCUAUCUCAGUAAGCUUUUAAGGACGUUGAGGUCUCCCUGAUCAAGAAGUUUCCUUUCUUCUUGCAGAUGGACAUUCCCAAAGGUCGAAUUAAAGAGGUGUCACAAAUAGACGGUUCCUUUUGGCAUAUUGUAAUUAAAAAAAAAAUCUAAAAAAAUCGAUCAUCCGUGGAAAUGUUAUAUUCCAGUUGUUAGGUUCAACCAACCGUAAUAAUUUUAUUAUUGCCACAUAUGCCAGUUUUGUAGACCUUUGAAAACGUCAACCCAAUUCUUAACUUUAAAGAACUUUUAAAACUUUAAAAACGUGUUUGAUUGUAAUGAGCGUUCGCCGAGUGCUAAGCAUCCCAAACGCAUUCUGUGCUGUUUUCUAGCAAUAUCCAUUGUUCAGUGAGGUGCAACUGUGUUGUCGGUUUUCAUUUUUUACCGUUAAAAGUCAACCGUCACACUGAUGCCAUUUUAAUAAUAGUUAAUAAUUAAAUUAUAAGUCGCAGCGGGCAAUUUCCAGCUGAUUUUAGCGAAACAUUAUUCGUCCCUUAUAAAAACCUUGUCCUAAAGGAUGCAGACGCAGACGUAUACGAAAGUUGGGGAAAUCGAUUUAUGUUUAUCACAUGGUAGCCGACAAGCUUUCCGAUGGCCACAGACAAACAAUCGAAUAUCGAAAUCCGUUAAUCUGUGUUAAGUGACGCGUAAAGCAAACCCACGCGAAAAUAUCAACACAUAGCAAGUCAACAAAGACGUUCAAACCGAGAAAACUUUCCGAUUCCUUACGUGCUUGCCACGGACUUAAAAAAAAACCGUAAGUUAAUUAAAUUGAUUUUUCUGAUAAUUCCUUUAUUUUUUUUUCCUUGUUAUUCGAAACUGGCAAUCGUGAUUGUUCGGUAUCUGAUACACCCUCAGGUCGCAAAAGGUCAAGUCAGAUAACAUACAUUUGCGUCCAUAAAACUACGCGCUCCAAAUUUGAAUACCGCCUGCAAACAUAGUCGAGAUCACAACUUAAUUGCUAUCGUACUUCCGUUACAGAGCUAGGGAAAAGUAUCCAAUUUUCCCUCCAACUCGACAACGGUACAUGAAGAUCUGGACUCAAUAAUGGGUUGAUCUGGGUGAGCAGAGUCGAUCGCUUGAGCCGGUAACAUUUUAAAGAUAUUUGGGUAUAAUUUGACGACCGUUAGCCGUAGAACUAGAAGAAGCCAGCAAUCCGCCGUGAGCCCAAGAUAGAUGUGGAUGCCAGCUGUAUUUUAUUGUGGAGAAUGACAGCUACCUUCGUUUGGAAAAAGUCACGUUUAGUAAUUUAGGUAAGUUGUUGAAUAUAAAUAAUACAUUUUGCAAUUAUUAAAACUUAUUGUAUGAUAUGUACUGCUUUGUACGUGAAGUUGAGUUUGUAAUGACGUUAUCAGUCACAAAUGGAUAUUAGCAUUGCACCAGUGAGAUGCUAGAAUGUGGACUAAAAAUCCAAAGAAAACUUUGAGUUGCCAAAGGACUGAGGAGAGAAAAUAUUUUCGAUAGGGAAGAAUUUGGAUCUAGUACAACACGGUAUAAGGAAGAGGCUUCAAAUGUUUAAACUGUUUUUCAUAUCUUAUUUAAAAAUUUAGUUGACCUACUAAACAAUUCGUGGCGUCUGGAGCGGUUUCUAGAGGACUUCUUUAUGGGUGACGAAUUUUUACAUUAUCAAUGAUUAUCUCUCUGUGUAGUGGGUGAAAAUUUUUGUUAAUCAUCCACGAAGAUAAGAGCUGGAUCAGAUAAGUUGUUUUCCCACAACGAGGAGAAAAGUUUCAAAGCAGAACAACAUUGCAGCUUAUCACCUCUUGAGUGCCUUCCAUAUUUCCCCUAGAUCAAUCUUUGUCCAACCCCAUAUUUUAAAUAUUCACGUCUAAGUCUUCCUGCUUUUUUUCUUCCCGCGGCUCUUUUUACGGCCAAAAAUAUGGGGAGAUGUUUAUGCACGCCACAAUUUUUCACCGGUUAUUAUAGCUUUUAGCAAAAUAAAUUUUAGCCAUAGCAAUUUAACAGGCGAAGUCUUACAACUGCGCAAUAUUUAAUCCAAUCAUCCUGUCGGCUUGAGAGCCUUACCCGUGAUAGCUUCUCUUAAAAAUCCCUGAGUAUAAAUCAGCCUUUCAAGACCUAAAUAUUGACCUUCAUUUUCGUGAUCCCGCUUUGGGCGUCAGAGAUUUCACCUCUGGAAUUUAAAGGCAAUGUCAGAAAUGUCAAACAGUUCGUUGCUUAAAUAAAUUUUGGUAUUACUUUGAGGUCACUAUUACCCCAUUCGAAACUACUUUUUUAUGCUGAAAGGCCUUCAACAUAAGGUUUCUGCGUCAUGUGGACAUUUAAGAGUCAAUAUUAUUUUUAGUCUUGAAACGAAACCCGCGCUAAAAGCGGAUGGUGUACAAUUCCACCAUUGGGUAAUUACUAGUGAUGAUAAACUCUGUAGACAUAAACCGGAAAUAGCGCAUACUUUGAACGUGGUUGUGCAAUUAGUUAUCCCCUCAAACAAAUUAUCGUUAAUGAGAUUAAAAUGUAUGUUAAGGAACGGUGGGUAAGAAUGCAUUGGAAACAAGCAACAUAGUUAGCGAAAAUAAAUAGAAGAAGAGUCGGCCAUUUUGGUGUGUGAUUACCUUGCAGAGCCACUUUAAGACGUAAAGUUUUGGGCUUACAGGAGUACUAUCUUAGUAAAACUUAACUGCGCGUGUGAAUAUCCUCCCCCCCCCUCCCGCAAACGCAGCUUACACCAAAGGGUAUGAACUUAUGAACUUACUGUUGAAGAGAAAUAACAACUCAGACAUAAGCUUUGAAGAUUCUAUUUCUUCAGUCUUAUCAGGAUCUUAUAUUAGGUUCUUUUUCUUGAGGUCCUCAAUGGGGUUUUUAGGCGUAGAAAUUGACAAAUUUUAACCGUUAGUCGUAAAAAAAAGUUAACCGUAAAAAAUUUUUCCGGUGGAAACAAUGGAAAGAUGUUAACUGUUAGCCGUAAAUUGGCCAAAAUUUUAACUGUUAGCCAUCACCCCAGUAAGACCCCCUUUCUUUAGAGCUGUUGUUUUUUUAACAUAAUACGAGGCUCGGAGUAUUUCCUUAACUACAUGAGAUAACUGAUGUGUUACGUGCCCUAUCAUUGGUCGAAAAACUAUUUUUUGGAUUGUACGGGCAAAUCAACGGAAAACUUGUCGUACUUUUUAUUAGUUAUUCAGCGUUAUAACACUCUUGAUAUGUUGAGAGAACGCUUGCUCACUAAACCCUUUACACCCUAAAAUCAGUAUGCAUAUUCUUCAUAAUGUUCUAUAUACAUUUCCUAAGGUGCUGCAAGGAGAAUUUGUUUACCAAUCAAAAGCUUCUUUCGUUGGUGAUCAUUUCCUUUAUUCUCAUGACCUUAACGUAUGAUUCAGGGCUGAUAUUGUAGGGAGAAAUUUGAUGCUGGUCACUCUUAGGGUUUAAGGGUUAACUCGUUUGCUGCUAACAUCCCACGUAGGCUAUUUCGUCAGUAGACCAAUAGGACAAAUCAAAGCUUUAUGUAAAGUAUGUAAGUGUAAACUAUUCUUAAUUUUGUUUAAUAUAGAUAUUGCAAUAGUAAAAAAACUUGCGAGAGGAAAUUUUCAACGAUGUUCAUAGCAUCAUGGAUCAUAGCCUAUGUACUUGUUGGUGUGCUGCUGGUAAUAACGCUUGUCUACGUCGGAUUUCUGGCUUUCAAAGCUUACAGCAUCCGGCAAGACAUAAAGCGUGCUCAUAGUUAUCGGUAUAUCUUGAGGACGCCUUCGGAAGACUUCGAAAUUUCUUCGGCUACCGAUGGAUCCCCGAGUCCUAAGCUUUUGGAAGCUUCAGUCAGACCACCAACUCAGCCUCCUUACUUUGGUAAGAACUCAUGAGAAACAGGUCAGAUUUUCAGGGUGCGUUUUCGAAUCUUAUUCAUAUAAACGAGUGUAAGGGCGGGUUUUUGACUAUCGAAUACACGUCUUACACAUUUUGCAGGUCCGAAAUGGGAAGGGUAAAAUGUCUUUGUGAGAUCUAAAAUAGGGUCGUGGCUUCAAGAAACAUGCCGCACGCUUCUACGAGUAUCCAAAGGGGGAAGGAAGUUAGGCACUUUUGAAUUCCAACAAUAAAGUCGAGUGUCUUCUUCAAACACUGCCUGUGAAUAACCUUUUUAUUUUUCUUUCUUCAUUUUCCAGUUGGUGAUGUGCAGACGGUUCACAUUCAGCCCCGUCUCGUUAGGCGCUCCCCCACGGAUUUCACACCAUCCGCCAGUCCUGCAACUCCACUGACACCAAAGUCGCCCGGAACUCCGGGUUUCUUUGAUGACUUAGGAACCCUGGAUCCCAGUCUUUACACAAUGGUAGCGGAGGUAAGCCAUUUUGUCACCCCUCCCUCCCCCUCCCCCUCCCCCUCCCCCCUUCUUCUGCCUAAUUUUUCAUGAGAAUCAUUCUUGUUGAUUUCUUAGAGUUUACAUUUUCCGCAAGAGAAGUAGUAAACGAAAUAAAAAACCUAAAUUAGGAGAUAGUGAUGCAAAGGAGUUUGACGAAGUAUCUCGUAGAGUAUAAAGUGUUAUUUACACCUGAGUGGAAAAAGCCUUCUAAACGAAAGUCUAAGCCUAAAACUUUGCGACAUGAUGUUUGUCCUUCGUUAUUUCUACAAAGGAUGCACUUUGAAAAGCUAUAAUAACAAACUACCUAACUGGAUCGUUUUUACUUUCCCUCAGGAAAGUGGAUGCUCUACUUCCGAAUCUGGAUCCCCUUUAACUCACAAUCUUGGCCAGGCUCAUUUCAAAGUCAAUUUCGAUCAGCAUCGUUCAAUCCUGUCAGUGAAGCUCGUGAAAGCCAUGAACCUGUCACCGCUCGGAAAGGACUGGAGCAAGCCAUGUAAUCCUUACGUCAUAGUGCAACUGCUUCCUGAUUACAGACAUCAACUGCAGUCUACUGUGCACAAAAAGACUACCAACCCUCGUUUUGACGAGACGUUUGAAUUUGAGGUAAAGGUUCUCGUAAAUUACACGCAUUUGGUAUUCAUUUCAGAUUUUCAGUCCGCACGUCAUCGGAUCGGCAUAACCUUAGCUUUGUCGUUCAGUUCGAGACAAUAGGGAGUUUUAGAUCUAUGUUUGUUUCUGAAUACGCAUGACCGCAAACGUCUUGGAGUCACGUGAACAGACACCAGCGGUCACGUUCGCCGUUUGCCGUCCACGCGUUAACUUCGGGCAAGGCAGUUUCAGGUACUUCAACUCUUUCGGCGCUUUUUUCCUCACUGUUCGAAAGUUCUCACGCAUUUCCCAUAAAUAUAUGUGAGUUAAAGUCUUUUCUUUAUAAGUAAUCCGUUUGAGACGCUAGGAAAGCAAUCUUUUAGCCACAUUUUGUGUUUGAAAGGAAGGAACUCUAUCCUUUGUGUGAUUCAAGAUUGCGGCGCACAUGUUAAUUUUUUUCAGAUGAAAGCCGACGUCGACCUAAAAAGCUGAAAGUCUCGAAACUUCUAACUCCUAACCACAAACUGCUGACCGCGGUUUGACGUUGACGGUGAACACACCAAACGUGGAUCUAAAACUCUCUAAUAUCCUCUUCACGUUUGAUUUGAAGCAGCGAGUGAAGACCUAAACCUUCGUGCUCGUGCGUCUCUUCCUUCGCGUAUUUGUCUCAGUGAGCGUUCUCUACAGCUAACACCAUCAAUUUUUCAUGUAUCAUUCAUUGACCCGCGAGCAGGGUUCGGCUUGAGCGUUUUUUCGCCUGCAGUAAAGUAGGAGGCCUUGCAGCGCUAGCUGGCAGGAGAUCUAAGGUGUCUUCCAGCAGACCCCUUCCCGACCCGUUUUUAAUUGGGACCUUUAGCAGUUAGGACGGCAACGCCAAAGAAGACGUUGAUUUAAAAAAAAUACAUAUUUUUAGUUGGAAUUUCGCGACUGACUGGGUGUGUUUACCAUCUCCUACGGCAGCGCAAGUUAACCUCAACAUAACGUAUGAGGGCGGCGUUGAGUUCCAAAUAGAAGCUUAAUUAAUUUGCCGUCGGGGUUACGCAAAUUUUGAUGAUUUCAUGUUGUUAUUUGCAGAGGACGGCUAAGAAAUAUUCUGCUCAUUAGAUCUUUUGUUUUGCCACGUCCUUGUUGCCGUCGCCAUCUCGGUUUGCUAAAGGUCCUUAAUAUUUCCGUACGCGGAGAAACGUGCGUCCUGCAGCACUAAUAAUGACGGCUUACUGACGGGCUAAUCAUUUGGUAGAAUUGUGAGCCAAUGACAUCAUGUUAAAACUGACCCAUCAGGCACAUAACACUCUAACUAACAAACACAUACCGAAUGAUUCUGAUGAUAAGUUCCGCUCAGGUUAUCGACAUGUCAGCCUUACUGCUUACGACAGUCUUUUUCAGCACCACUCUCUCUCAACAAUGAGAACUCACUAUCAACUGUUAUUCCCGGGGCAUGGGUUUAACUCAUUUACUGUAGUAUCAUUUCCUUUACUAUCGUUAAACAGUUGUUUUUACCUUGAUUCUUUUCUUGAAAAAUGCAGUUGUCUUAUAAGGAACUCCAGUUGCAAACCCUAUGGCUGACGUUCCUCUCGUUUGACACGUCUUCCCGUCACGAGGUGAUUGGCCAAGUAUUGUUGCCGCUGGCUGAUUUAUCACUCUCUCAAGACAACACAUAUCGAACUGAUAUUAGACCGAGUCUUAAGGUAAAAAGUUCUUUUCUAAGAUUUAGUAGCUUAAAAGAGCGCAAAUCAUGAACUUCACAGUUAUCAUAAUGACUUAAGAGAACAAAGAUAAACAAAGAUGAAUAUGAUAGGGCACUAAUGAGAACUCAAAGUUGGAAAGAAAGUAUGUAUCUUGCCUCUAACUCGGGAAAACUCGAAUGACCAACUUGUUUUAUCUGAUUGGUUGAGAUGAUGGCGCGAGUUUUUGAAACCAAUCUCUUAGCAUGUCAUGAAAACCAGUGCAAUCUGGCUCGGGUCGAUCACUAUUGACAAUCGAUUGAAUUCGCGUAAUAGAGUAACUGGUUGUCCGUAGCACUCCGAAUUCAUUUUAUUGGUUGUAACUCGUCAAACAAGGACAUUAUCUAUGCUACUUCUUUUUUUCUGGGUAUCUAUGUUACUAAGAGAAACACUCUUUUGGUUUUGAUAUCGAAGGAAGUUGUUGAUGUCACUGUAAACGGAAGCUCUAUUAUCACGUCUCUCUCAAACAAAUAUAUGCAAUGUACGUCUAUUCCUUAUGGCUAUCUAUCUAGACUUCUCAAAACAACAUAUAAUUUUUGUUUGUAUAAUUUCCUUCUGCGAUAGAAACAAGUAGCGUUAGGGGAACUGAUGGUCUCUCUUGGUUACCUCAAGUCCGCGGAGAGGUUGACUGUUGUCGUCAUUAAGGCUCGCAAUCUACCAGCGGUUAAUAUUAAGGGAACAGGUUGGUUGUAUACGUGAUUGGACAUAUUCUUAUGUUGAAUUACUUUUGUAUUGUUCUUUGUUUAUCAUCCUCAAAUUUCUUUGCAGUUCUCUUUUAAAUUCAAGCUUCGUUCUCUUCCAGAAAAACCGAGUAAAAUCCAGCAUUAGAGCAGACACACUCUCUGUGGUCAUUCUUUCUAACGUUCUCAAUCUUUGUUUUUUUCACGCAGAUCCCUAUGUUAAAGUCUAUCUGCUAAUGGCAGGAAAACGGGUAAAAAAGAAGAAAACGACCGUUAGGAAAGGAACAUUGAACCCUGUGUUCAACGAAGCCGUAUCGUUCGACAUAUCAGUAGACGCCAUGAACUCUGUGGACCUACUGCUGUCUGUUAUGCAUGAAAACGAGGUUAUCGGUUGCGUGUCACUCGGUGCCCACGCCACCGGAAAAGAACUCGGACACUGGCGGGAGGUACGCACUGCCAACAAACCUGUUGCACACUGGCACGUGUUACAAGACCCAAAAAAGUUUUAUUAGGAAAAUUUAAGUCUUGAAAUGGAUGAACUGAGAAGGAAGAGACAGAGAACUCAUAAGAGGUAUUUCAGGCUUGUAGUGAAGUCUAUUUCAAAUGAUGAGAUUCGUUGCGACGAAAAAUUUCACGUAGGAUGUCGGCACAGUUAAUCUAACUUGUGGCAGAGUAUGUGAACGGGGAAUGGGAAGGAUUCAGCUACAAACCUUGAGGAGGAGGAGGAGAAGAAUUGGGUCUAUUUUCACUCAUUCCCAUUCCUCCGCCUGGCGCCUUCCCACAGCCGUAAUGAAGACCCCUUAGCUGCGAAGUUGAGUGGGUGAGGCAUUUCAGUCCUGUGUAGAAGCGUCGCCGAUUGCAAAGACAGUCUCAUAACUUUUUUGAAACUGAGAAACCUUUGUUAAAUGAAACAUAUCUUGAAAUAAGAUGUAUAAUUUUUUAAAUUCCCAUUUUAAUGAUAACCGUAACUAAUUUCUGACUGAUACCUUUUUACAGAGCAUAUUCUCUCUUUUUAAGGUUGAGAUAAAAUAACGUGCUUGUUUCUUUUCUUUUUAAUAUUAUCUUAUACAUGUUGAAUCAUAAAAUCGAAUUGUAAGAUAGGUCAUUGCUUUAAUUUCUUUUCCUUAAUAAAAUAACAGUUAAUAGAGAAUGUCUUCCACGAAUUAGUAAAAAUCGUGGACGUUCUUUACAGACAACCCCAUGAUCACAAUCGGGGCUCGUCUUGGAAAAUUUGUCCCAAAUUUUUAAGCCGAGUUUGUCAAUUGUAAUCGUUUUUAAUUUUCUUCAUCCCCAACUAUUCCUGUU
Messenger RNA from Pocillopora meandrina, 13550 nucleotides. The record is from the annotation of a GenBank genome assembly. NCBI's taxonomy places the organism in Eukaryota, Metazoa, Cnidaria, Anthozoa, Scleractinia, Pocilloporidae.